AUUUCAAAUCAGUAUUCAUUACAACAUGAAGUUCAGUUUUAUGAUAGUUCUCCUUACCUUUCUCUCUUCUUCCUGCUUUGCACAACAAAAUACCGUAACAGUUUUUGAAGAACAAUCUACUGUGGAAAACGCAACUGAAAGAAGUUGCCCAUUUCUACCUAAUCCACACAACGUAUACAGUUACAUAGAAAUGACUGUUAAUAGAAAUUUCACACGGAAUUGUGCACCAGGAACCAUUUACAGUAAAGAUCAUUGCCUAUGUAUUACUGACACAAAUGCCACCAGAAGACACGAAGAUCAACUCCGAUGCAACCCUUCUUUGCUUCUUAAUUUCGAAGCUGAUCUCCUCGAUAAAUCUAAUAAUAAUUUACCACUUUACUCUGUCAAAGUCAUGCUUUCCAAUAAUGGUACAGCUCUCUUCUCCCCCAAUAGUCGAAUGACUAUUUGGCGUUUUUCCGAUGUUGCGUUUCGUCAAGGUCUCUACAUUACGUUAUCCAUCUUGAGUACAGCUCAAACUUCUGAUCGACAAAUUAUUUUUGCAAAUGAUGGAAGCUCAAAUCUGGAUGGCCCGUCUAUUUCUGCUGCAAUUGAGGGAGAGAAAUAUGUCUUUCAAGUUGUAACCAACCUAGGGCAAGAAAACAUAACGCUAGAUAAGGAACCCGGUUUUAACAAUCUAACUCUAAUGUAUAACAGCCGGGAACUUCGCGUUUCUUGCAACGAUGUGACUGUAUCACGCAAACUUACAGGAAUUAUCCGUAAAAGACUCACUGCUCUAACUAUAGGUGGAUUCAAUGGGAAAUCAUUUACGGGCGAACUUGGGGAAUUUCAACUGUUCACAUGCAUUCCGGAGAACGCCCAGUAAUAAUAUAACGGUUAGAAGGACAGUCAAGGAUAACACCAGACCGGUGAAACAGACGCAAUUAUAACUUUCUUUUUGCCAGAUUAAUAACAGCAAUAAUACUACCAUAUCCAAUUGUGUAGCAGCAAAUAACAUUCUAACAA
Molecule: messenger RNA, 1002 nt
Organism: Octopus sinensis (East Asian common octopus)
Lineage: Eukaryota; Metazoa; Mollusca; Cephalopoda; Octopoda; Octopodidae
Product: shell matrix protein-like
Exons: 8
Coding region: 26-862 (278 amino acids)
Source: RefSeq, a predicted model, not a curated record